UGGGGAGUUUCAAGCGAGAAAUGACCUUCACGUUUCAAUCAGAGGACUUAAAACAUGACUGCGGUAAGAAGCCAUCUCAGCACAUGUUCCCACUGGCCAUGGAGGAAGGCAUGAAAGCAGUGGACACCAAGAAAGCCAACCGAAUCCUUGACCAAGAGAAAGAAAACACUCGGUCCAUUUGCCUCCUUGAGCAGAAGCGAAAAGUGGUUUCGUCUAAUAUCGAUGUCCCCCCAGCAAGGAAGUCUUCAGAGGAACUGGAUAUGGACAAGGUGACUGCGGCCAUGGUACUAACCAGCUUGUCAACCAGCCCUUUGGUCCGAAGCCCUCCUGUGCGACCUAACGAGGGCCUCAGCGGGUCCUGGAAGGAGGGCGCACCGUCCAGCAGCAGCAGCAGCGGCUAUUGGAGCUGGAGCGCUCCCAGCGACCAGUCCAACCCGUCCACACCUUCACCGCCCUUGUCCGCCGACAGCUUCAAGCCCUUCCGUAGCCCAGCGCCACCGGAUGAUGGCAUCGACGAGGCCGAGGCCAGCAACCUGCUCUUCGACGAGCCCAUCCCCAGGAAGAGAAAGAACUCCAUGAAGGUGAUGUUCAAAUGCCUUUGGAAAAACUGUGGCAAGGUGCUGAACACGGCAGCGGGCAUCCAGAAGCACAUCCGGGCCAUCCACCUCGGGCGAGUUGGGGAGUCUGACUACAGUGACGGAGAAGAGGACUUCUACUACACUGAGAUCAAGCUCAACAUGGACUCGGUGGCUGAGGGCUUGGGCGGCACGGCUCCUCUCUCUCCCUCCCAGUCCCUGGCUUCACCUCCUACGUUUCCUGUCCCAGACUCCAGCCGAACUGAAAUUCCUUGUGCCAAAACAGACACCAAGCUAAUGACGCCGCUGAGCCGCUCAGCGCCCACCACCCUCUACCUCGUGCACACUGACCAUGCUUACCAGGCCACACCCCCAGUGACUAUUCCGGGAUCUGCAAAGUUCACCCCCAAUGGUAACAGGUUCAGCAUUCCCUGGCAGUCACCCCCAGUCACUUUCACCGGCAUUCCCGUGUCUCCAACGCAUCACCACUCAGCGGGCUCAGGAGAGCAGAGACAGCAUGCCCACACGGUCCUGUCCUCCCCGCCCAGAGGGACAGUCAGUCUAAGGAAGCCUAGAGGUGAAGGCAAAAAGUGCCGCAAGGUUUACGGAAUGGAGAAUCGGGACAUGUGGUGUACCGCCUGCCGUUGGAAGAAAGCCUGCCAGCGAUUCAUCGACUGAGCCAGCAAGCAGGCU
This is a messenger RNA of Phodopus roborovskii (desert hamster), 1268 nucleotides long. RefSeq names its product zinc finger protein 704 (gene Znf704). The coding region runs from base 21 to 1253 and encodes 410 amino acids. Gene Ontology annotation, biological process: regulation of transcription by RNA polymerase II. Gene Ontology annotation, molecular function: DNA-binding transcription factor activity; RNA polymerase II cis-regulatory region sequence-specific DNA binding. Gene Ontology annotation, cellular component: nucleus. The record is from RefSeq and is a predicted model, not a curated record. Lineage: Eukaryota; Metazoa; Chordata; Mammalia; Rodentia; Cricetidae. The transcript is spliced from 8 exons.